Molecule: messenger RNA, 655 nt
Organism: Sinocyclocheilus rhinocerous
Lineage: Eukaryota; Metazoa; Chordata; Actinopteri; Cypriniformes; Cyprinidae
Product: anoctamin-5-like
Exons: 2
Coding region: 255-608 (117 amino acids)
Biological process (GO): chloride transmembrane transport
Cellular component (GO): plasma membrane
Molecular function (GO): chloride channel activity
Source: RefSeq, a predicted model, not a curated record
CAUCAUGUAGCAUUUUACUGUUUUGACGUGUUCUAGUAAGCACUGCAUGUUCAUAGUUUUGUUUUUCUUUUUUAACAAUAUUUUUGCAUGGAUAAUUGAGUAGUAAUACUAAUUGCGGUGAGUGAGUUGUUGUGUGUGUGUGUGUGUAUGAUGUGUACCUCUCUCACUCCAAAACCUAGAUCUCUCUGAUUAUCGCCUGUAUAAUCGGUGUGAUUGCGUACCGUCUGGCGGUGUUUGCGGCGUUUGCCAGCAUCAUGAAGGACAGCCCCACCAAUAAGCUGGAUGUGGUGGGAACCCUCAUCACGCCGCAGUUCGCCACAUCCGUCACGGCUUCCUGCAUCAACUUUGUCAUCAUCAUGAUUCUCAACUUCCUGUAUGAGCGCGUAGCCAUAAAGAUCACUGAUAUGGAGGUUCCCAAAACCCAUGUGGAGUACGAGAACAAGCUAACGGUGAAGAUGUUCCUCUUCCAGUUUGUCAACUACUAUUCCUCUUGCUUCUACGUCGCCUUUUUCAAGGGCAAGUUUGUGGGUUACCCUGGAGACUAUGCCUACAUGUUCGGCAAGUGGAGAAAUGAAGAGGUAGACCCGAGAUCCCAUGAGCCUGAUUAAAGUUUUACAGUUUUUCCCCAUGCCAUUAUUUUACUGUUUAAACCAUU